Molecule: messenger RNA, 3584 nt
Organism: Gopherus evgoodei (Goodes thornscrub tortoise)
Lineage: Eukaryota; Metazoa; Chordata; Testudines; Testudinidae
Gene: INPP5F
Product: inositol polyphosphate-5-phosphatase F
Exons: 20
Coding region: 85-3483 (1132 amino acids)
Biological process (GO): phosphatidylinositol dephosphorylation; regulation of endocytic recycling
Cellular component (GO): clathrin-coated endocytic vesicle; early endosome
Molecular function (GO): phosphatidylinositol-4-phosphate phosphatase activity
Source: RefSeq, a predicted model, not a curated record
GCCGCCGGGCUGUGGAGCCCCAGCCCGCGAUCCCCUGCCCGGGGCCGCGUUCCUUGCUGCGCUCCCGCCGGCGGGCUCCGGAGGAUGGAGCUGUUCCAAGCCAAGGAUCACUACAUCCUGCAGCGCGGGGAGCGGGCGCUCUGGUGCAGCCGGAGGGACGGUACCCUGCAGCUGCGACCCGCCACGGAUCUUCUUCUGGCCUGGAAUCCUGUCUGCCUGGGUUUGGUGGAGGGAGUGAUUGGGAAAGUUCAGCUUCAUACAGAUCUACCAUGGUGGCUACUUCUGAUUCGCCAGAAAGCGUUGAUUGGAAAGCUUCCAGAAGGCCAUGAAGUAUGCAAAAUAACCAAAAUUGCAGUGAUUCCACUCUCUGAAACGGAUCCUCAGGAUCUGGAGUUGGAGCUCUGUAAAAAGCAUCACUUUGGGAUAAAUAAGCCAGAGAAGAUUACACAGUCUCCAGAUGACUCUAAAUUUCUACUCAAGACCUUUACUCAAAUAAAAUCAAAUGUGUCUGCAUCAAAUAAAAAGAAGAUAAAAGAAAGUAAGGAGAAGGAGAAACUGGAGAGGAGAUUAUUAGAAGAACUCUUCAAAAUGUUCAUGGAUUCAGACUCCUUUUACUACAGUCUGACUUAUGACCUAACAAAUUCUGUCCAGAAGCAAAGCUCAUGUGAGAAGACUAACUUGCCACUGUGGAGGAAAGUUGAUGACAGAUUCUUUUGGAACAAACACAUGAUUCAAGAUCUCAUCAAUACUGAUAACGCAGAAGUGGACUCUUGGAUUAUACCCAUCAUUCAGGGAUUUGUACAGAUUGAAGAACUUGUAGUUAAUUACAAUGAUGCAUCUGAUGAUGAGAAAAGCAGUCCAGAGACGCCUCUUCAGGAGCCAAUUUGUGUAGACGAUAUCCACCCACGAUUUCUAGUAGCACUUAUCUCACGCCGAAGUCGGCACAGAGCUGGGAUGCGGUAUAAGCGAAGAGGUGUUGAUAAAAAUGGGAACGUGGCAAAUUACGUGGAGACAGAGCAAUUGAUUCAUGUCCAUAAUCAUACUCUCUCAUUUAUUCAAACACGAGGCUCUGUGCCAGUGUUCUGGAGUCAGGUUGGAUACAGGUACAACCCACGACCACGACUGGACAAGAGUGAAAAGGAAACUAUACCCUAUUUCUGUGCACAUUUUGAAGAACAACUGAAAAUUUACAAGAAACAGAUUAUUAUUAAUUUGGUGGAUCAGACUGGACGAGAGAAGAUUAUUGGAGAUGCUUACCUUAAACAAGUGCUACUAUACAACAAUUCAAACCUUACUUAUGUUUCCUUUGACUUCCAUGAGCACUGCAGAGGAAUGAAGUUUGAAAAUGUUCAAACAUUAACUGAUGCCAUUCAUGAUAUCAUCCUUGAUAUGAAGUGGUGUUGGGUUGAUCAAGCUGGUGUGAUUUGUAAACAAGAAGGAAUUUUUCGUGUUAACUGUAUGGACUGUCUGGAUCGGACCAACGUAGUCCAGGCUGCUAUUGCAAGAGUGGUCAUGGAACAGCAGCUGAAAAAGUUGGGUGUGAUGCCACCAGAACAGCCUUUGCCAAUGAAAUGCAACAGAAUCUACCAGAUAAUGUGGGCUAACAAUGGAGAUUCCAUAAGCAGACAGUAUGCUGGAACAGCAGCUUUAAAGGGUGACUUCACAAGAACUGGCGAAAGGAAACUGGCAGGAGUAAUGAAAGAUGGAGUCAAUUCUGCAAAUAGAUACUACUUGAAUCGCUUCAGGGAUGCUUACAGGCAAGCAGUCAUAGAUUUGAUGCAAGGUAUCCCUGUGACUGAGGAUCUUUAUUCCAUAUUUACAAAAGAGAAAGAACAUGAAGCACUGCACAAGGAGACAGUGAGAAGCCAUCAGGAACUGAUCAGCCAGCUAUUGCAAAGUUACAUGAAACUACUCUUACCAGAUAAUGAAAAAUUCCAUGGUGGAUGGGCACUUAUUGAUUGUGACCCAAGCCUCACUGAUGCUACUCACAAAGAUGUGGAUGUUCUAUUGCUGCUUUCGAACUCUUCCUACUAUGUGGCGUAUUAUGAUGAUGAAGUUGACAAAGUAAAUCAAUAUCAAAGACUAAGCCUUGAAGCCUUGGAGAAAAUAGAAAUAGGUCCUGAACCCACCCUUUUUGGAAAGCCCAAGUUUUCUUGCAUGAGGUUGCAUUAUAAAUACAAUGAAACAAGUGGAUAUUUUCAUACUCUCAGAGCUGUGAUGCGCAACCCUGAAGAAGAUGGAAAAGACACCCUUCAGUGUAUUGCAGAGAUGCUGCGAAUCACGAAGCAAGCUAUGGGAUUAGAUGUGCCCAUUAUUGAGAAAAAGCUGGAGAGGAAGAGCAGUAAACCUCAUGAGGACAUCAUUGGCAUUAGAUCCCAGAAUCGAGGAUCCCUGGCCCAAGGCAAGAAUUUCUUAAUGAGCAAGUUUUCAUCUCUUAAUCAGAAAGUCAAACAAACCAAAUCCAAUGUUAACAUUGGCAGUCUUCGCAAGUUAGGGAAUUUUACCAAGCCUGAAAUGAAAGUCAAUUUUUUAAAACCCAACUUGAAAGUUAAUCUUUGGAAAUCAGACAGUAGCCUUGAAACUUUGGAAAAUCCGCUGGCAGAUACUAAAAUACAUGCUGAAUCAGAUACUGAAAUAUCAGAUGAUGACUCUUUUCAUUCCGAUGACUUCCUGACAAAUUCUAAAUCUGAUGAGAACCAUCAGUUAACUGGCUCUUUAGAGAAUGUGGGACAGAUAGACUAUGUUUUGCCCAGCUGUGGUAUCAUUGCAUCAGCUCCUCGACUGGGUAGCCGGUCCCAGUCUAUAAAUAGCACUGACAUCAACAUUAGCAUUCACAUUCCUUCAGAGAUCCAUGUUACCCAGGCUAGCAGGCCUGAGUGUGAAGACAGACCUAUGCAGGGAAAUCCUUUUGCUGACAAUGUGGCGAUGGAGUUCAUUAAACCCGUCGAUGCAUACUGCCACAGAUUUGUACAAGAUGCUCAAAACAAGAUGACAGAAGCUUCAGUGGCAGAGACUGCUCCUCAAAAACCCUGCCAAGGAGUAGAUCAAACCAGCAAUAAUGCUUUUCAGAAAACAGAAACCUGGUCUGAAACAAACAGAGACAUCCCUUCAAGGCCAUCUAAAUUGGAUGUACCAUUUUCUGAGUCAGGUUCUCAGUUCUUAGCUGUUGAGGAAGUUUACACCAAUAGAUCUCAUAAGAGCCCAGGAUCUGCAUCCAGUAUUCUUGAAGUUGAGACAGGACUUCAUAUGACUCCCUCUCCAGCAGAUAGUAACGGCAGCAGAGCAGUCUCCCCCUUUGCUAAGAUCCGCAGUUCUAUGGUCCAAGUUGCUAAUAUUACACAAGCUGGAUUGACCCAAGGGAUAAACUUUGCAGUGGCAAAGGUGCAGAAGAGCCCAGCAGAACCAGAGGCUGUAAAUGAAGUCCAACAAAAUGAACUGAUAGAAAUGUUUACACAGUGCCAGACCCGAAUUAUUCAGAUUUAGUUGCUAACUUAGAAAAUACUCUUGUUGUGGCUUGUCCAUAUUCUUAAAUUCAUACUGGAAGACCCAUGUAACGUGAAUUGCCACUGAACACUGGGAUAAAA